UUCUAGUACAGUACGUGGCUUCACAGCUGGGCAGUGGAGGUUCAGGGGUGUCGUGGUUCGGAGGUGGAGACACAAUGUUUACAUUUACAGUAUCCGUUCAUAGAUAACUACCAGCUUAUAUUUACACACCGUCCGAGUCUGGAAGUAAAUGUGAAAGGCAGCCGUCUUCGAGAAGACGAAGCGUCCUCCUUUCUUCCUUUCCCCGGGGAGCGGCAGUGAAGGAGCCUCCGCCGGCGUGUGAGGUCACCCAGCCCCCGUCUCGGCUCGACAUGGCAGAGAGCGGCUCCGCGGCUGAAUUGUCCGGCUCCCUGACGAGCUCGGCUCUUCCGCCACCCAGGACCCGGAUCUUCAAAAUAAUCGUCAUCGGGGACUCUGGCGUCGGGAAGACCUGUCUCACCUUCCGCUUCUGUGCGGGCAGGUUCCCCGAGAAGACCGAGGCCACGAUCGGGGUGGACUUCAGGGAGAGGCUGGUGGAGAUUGACGGAGAGAAAAUCAAGAUCCAGCUGUGGGACACUGCCGGCCAGGAGCGCUUCAGGAAGUCCAUGGUGCAGCACUACUACCGCAACGUCCACGCCGUGGUGUUCGUCUACGACGUGACCAACGCCGCCAGCUUCCGCAGCCUCCCCGCCUGGAUCGAGGAGUGCAAGCAGCACGCCCUGGGAACCGAGGUGCCCAGGAUCCUGGUGGGGAACAAGUGCGACCUGCAGGACUCGGUCCAGGUGGGCACGGACGUAGCGCAGCAGUUUGCGGACGCUCACUCCAUGCCUCUGUUCGAGACGUCCGCCAAGAGCCCCAACGGCCUGGGAGGCGGGAGCUACCGCGACAGCGACCACGUCGAGGCCAUCUUUAUGACUGUGGCCCACAAGCUCAAGUCCCAGAAGCCUCUAGUGCUGAGCCAGCCGGCCGAGGGGUCGGGAGGCACCGUCACCCUGAGCGGAGGGAGGAAUGACGGCGGCGACGGGGGCGGAGGCAGAGGGUGGAGCUGCAGCAGCUGCUGAGGACUCAAACUCCACUGGCUGUCCAGAUCUGGAGCAAGAAGAGGAAAACCACAGAGCACUGAAUACCACAGUGUGUUAGGGCCAUGGUAGAUAGAAAAAGAAAGGAAGAGUGCAUGCAAAAACUCAGACAUUUUGAGAUUAAUCUCAGAAAAUUUCUAGAAAAAAAUAAGGAAAUUUUCUGAGUUUGAAAAGUUGAAAAUUCGCUAGAAAAAACUUCUAAUAUUGAUAUUACUCAGAAAGUUUCUAGAAGAAACACGGAAGCUUCUCAGUUUGAAAAGUUGAAAAUUUGCUACAAAAGACUGAGAAAUUUUUUAAUUAGAAGAUGCAAAUUUUCGACUUAUAAAACUCAGAAAUAUCCUUGUCUUUGUUCUAGAAAAUGCCACCAAAGGUUUACUUGUGGAAAUUUGCUCCUGUUUCUCUCUCUACGAAGGCCCUGGUACGCCGUUGUAGAUGAACCAUACUGCUUGUUUACAUAUUUUUCUUUAUACCAUCACUUCACUCAGCUGUUUCCUGGUCAGAUGCUCAUGUUGUCCAGAUAUGAUCCGUUUCAUUGCCAAAUAUCCUGUCCAACCCAUUAGUACAGUGGUUCAUAAAUCUGCUCCAUGCACUCCUGCCCUGCAUGUUUUAGAUGCAUUCAUGACCUCCUAGAUGCAUUCAGACCCUCACUGCUGCAGGAGCCUGUUAGUCACUCAUUCUUUGUUAUUCAGCUGUUUGGAAGCAAGGAGACACCUAAAGCCUGCAGGGCCAGGUUAGUGGAGGAACUAAUUUUCCCAUAAAAACUCCCAUAUUUUAAGCAGUAAAUUCCAAUCAAAGGUGCUUUAUUUGAUUGUUAGAGACCAGAAGUGAUUGUAACAGAACCAUCUUCACCUUAGUGAGCAGAGAAGAGGCUGAGUAGGAGGAGGAGCGGUCCAGGCAGGUCCACUGGUUGGCAGUAUGGUUUGAUGCCUUCAGGUCUCACCUCUGUUCUUUGGAUUUUCCAUUUAUCAGGGCAUCUGAGUGAAAUGGAAGACACUGAGCACAGAAGCUGGUUAAUCUUUAUAUACGGUGGUUUGGUAACCAAGGUGAUUGUUUAAUCAAACAAAUUCUCAACUGGACAUUCAGCUGUUUUUGUUUUUGCAUUGAUUUUACCGUUCAGUGGCUUUAUGUUGGUGUUGUUGAGCUUCAUUAGAAAUGAGCUGGGAUGAUGGUAGAUUAAAAAAAACAGUCUGGACUCCAACAAUGUGAAUUCCUGGAUUGGUUCUGAGCUCCUCCAUAGAUGGUCAUUAUGAGCCUCAGAGUGAUAAAUGAAGAUUCAACAGUUUCAUUUAGGGGUGCACCGAUGGCAGUUUUCUGGCCGAUCACUGAUCUGUAAAAAGCCUGAACUGCUGAUUCUGAUUUUGGCUGAUAGCAAUUUGUUUUUCUUUUUGUCACCAACUUUGUUGCCAUAUUUAGCAUUGGUUGUCGUGACUGUUUAGGGGUUAAUAAUAAGAAUGCACAUAUAUCCAAAUUUAGGAGGAUAUUGGAUCAUUUAUCGGACCAAUAGAGAUAUGUUAAAACAUGAUUAAUAUCAGACGAUACCGAUGUUACUGCUGAUAUAUUGUGUAUUCCUACUUAAUAAGAGUUUAACUCUUUAGGUUUCACACCAUGACUCUUAGUUUGUUUCUACUUGAAAUAUUUCCAAACAGCCAAAUUAGUCUUUCUUGGAACUCUUGGAAAGGUAAUGAAAACUUUGAAACUGUAACUUUUUUUAUUCUUUUAUUCUAUGGUGUGUGUUGUUACUGGGAACCGUCCCACUGACACUGGGAUGUCAGUGUUAGUGGAAUGUGAGUGAAAUGUUCACACCUGCUUUUGUAACGUCUCUGAACAAAAUGUUAUGCAGUGCUGCGUUAGCUGCUGACCUAAAGGGAUAUUUCAGAUUUUCAUUCUUAUUCACUUCUAUACAAAAAUACUUUAUUCAGGGAAUGAAAUGUUUUCGUAACUCCUUUCACCAAGUCUCUUCAGAGUCGUUGUGGAUGCUGAUGCCAGCUGCAUCAAUCAGUCUCAUGAUGGUAAUGACUUGCUAACAGCUCAAUUUAAUUUAUUAUUUAAUGUAUUCUGUCCUAGACGACACAAUCAUUGCUAGCAUUGCUAACAAGCAAUGCUAGUCACCCUCCUUUGAUUUUGGUGUUCUUACUUAAAUGUAUGUAUAUUGCAGGUAGUACUUUACUCUGUAACACAACUCUAAAAUAUGAGCUAUCCCUUUAAUUCACCAGCUGAAGUGGAUCAAUACCUGUAUUGAAUGGGACAAUGAAGCUUUUCAUUAUUUUCAAUUCAUCAUAGAUCUGGAGCUUUUUGCCACGUAAUGCAUUCAACGAUCCAGAUCGCACCAGGAAUCAGACACUUUGUGCAGGCCUGCACUCCAUCGUGUACCUCAGGCGUCUUAACAUGUAGAAGUGUUUUCCUGAAUAUGAAAUAAGCCUGUAUAUUCAUACAGUAACAGCACCAACCUGCAUCUUGUUUGUUUGAAGCUGCUGUGUGACCACAGCUGGUCCUGUGGUUCUGCUGAUGAUCGCCUCACACUUCACUCCGUCGCCGUCUCUCAGGACUUUCUGUUCACAUGAAGAGCCUUUCUGUGGCCUGUCAGCACAAGUCAGACUGAGUGCUUUCCUUGGAAUCUGAUCCAUUUGCAUCGUGUUUGGACCUGGCUCCUCAAGGAAAUACUGCUGCUGCUCUGGAUGUGACUGAAAACAGACUGACAGCUACACCCGGGAACAAAGUUAAACAGGAAUGCGCUUUCUUUCACCAUACAUCACCUUGCAAUAAAUGUUGGACACAAGUGUCAUCUUAAGCUGUCAAUUGUUCAAAAACAAACACUACUGUUCAAAUGUAUUUAUUAAACACAAUAAAAUCAUAACUUAGA
Messenger RNA from Gambusia affinis (western mosquitofish), 3876 nucleotides. It is a transcript of the gene rab33ba, whose product is annotated as RAB33B, member RAS oncogene family a. The transcript has 2 exons. The coding region runs from base 270 to 998 and encodes 242 amino acids. Gene Ontology annotation, cellular component: Golgi apparatus; endosome. The record is from RefSeq and is a predicted model, not a curated record. Lineage: Eukaryota; Metazoa; Chordata; Actinopteri; Cyprinodontiformes; Poeciliidae. Gene Ontology annotation, molecular function: GTP binding; GTPase activity. Gene Ontology annotation, biological process: Rab protein signal transduction.